AUGCUAAAGCGAGCCGCCGACGCCCGCUCGCCCGUUUCGUCCUGGUUCGACCCAGACGCUCGCCCAAGCCCAUCGCCGCCCGCUCUUAUCCGGCCAGCUGCUCCCACCGACCAGCUCGGCAGUGCAACAGGAGCUGCUCAGCUGUCGUGGCCUUCGCUCGACUCGAAUACACCCGCAAGAGCACCCCCAACCAGCCGUGACAACCGCAUACAACAGCCUGGCAACAAGCCCAUCAACCCGGUCUUGGAGCCCCAGUCCCAACUCCCCCCUUGA
Messenger RNA from Puccinia triticina, 273 nucleotides. RefSeq lists its product as uncharacterized. The record is from RefSeq and is a predicted model, not a curated record. NCBI's taxonomy places the organism in Eukaryota, Fungi, Basidiomycota, Pucciniomycetes, Pucciniales, Pucciniaceae. The transcript is spliced from 2 exons. The coding region runs from base 1 to 273 and encodes 90 amino acids.